GAGAAGGGGGGCAGCUCCUCAGCACGCCGAGCCGCCAGCCGCGCCCCGAGCCCCUUCGCACGGCGUUUCGCCCCCGCAGCCGCAGAUAUCUGGAAACAUGGCUACUGAACAUGUUAAUGGGAAUGGUACUGAAGAGCCCAUGGAUACUUCUGCUGCAGUUACCCAUUCUGAGCAUUUCCAGACAUUGCUUGAUGCUGGUUUACCACAGAAAGUUGCUGAAAAACUAGAUGAAAUUUACGUUGCAGGACUAGUUGCACAUAGUGAUCUAGAUGAAAGAGCUAUUGAAGCUUUAAAGGAAUUUAAUGAAGAAGGUGCAUUAGCAGUGCUUCAGCAGUUUAAAGACAGUGAUCUCUCACAUGUUCAGAACAAAAGUGCCUUUUUAUGUGGAGUCAUGAAGACAUACAGGCAGAGGGAAAAACAGGGGACCAAGGUGGCAGAUUCUAGCAAAGGACCAGAUGAGGCAAAAAUUAAGGCACUCUUGGAGAGAACAGGCUAUACUCUUGAUGUCACUACUGGACAGCGAAAGUAUGGUGGACCUCCUCCAGAGUCUUUAUAUUCAGGACAACAACCUUCUGUUGGUACAGAGAUAUUUGUGGGCAAGAUUCCAAGAGAUUUAUUUGAAGAUGAACUUGUUCCAUUAUUUGAGAAAGCUGGCCCUAUAUGGGAUCUUCGCUUAAUGAUGGAUCCGUUAACUGGUCUAAAUAGAGGAUAUGCUUUUGUCACUUUUUGUACUAAAGAGGCAGCUCAGGAGGCUGUUAAACUGUAUAACAAUCAUGAAAUUCGUUCUGGAAAACACAUUGGUGUGUGCAUCUCUGUUGCCAAUAAUAGGCUUUUUGUUGGCUCUAUUCCUAAGAGUAAAACCAAGGAGCAAAUUGUUGAAGAAUUUAGCAAAGUAACAGAGGGCCUUACAGAUGUCAUAUUGUAUCAUCAGCCUGAUGACAAGAAAAAAAACAGGGGUUUCUGCUUCCUUGAAUACGAAGAUCACAAAACUGCUGCUCAGGCCAGACGUAGGUUAAUGAGUGGCAAAGUGAAAGUCUGGGGGAAUGUUGUUACAGUUGAAUGGGCUGACCCUAUAGAAGAUCCAGAUCCUGAAGUCAUGGCAAAGGUAAAAGUUUUGUUUGUACGCAAUCUUGCCAAUACUGUAACAGAGGAGAUACUAGAAAAGGCCUUCAGUCAGUUUGGAAAGCUAGAACGAGUGAAGAAGCUAAAAGACUAUGCUUUCAUUCAUUUUGAUGAACGGGAUGGUGCUGUAAAGGCAAUGGAAGAAAUGAAUGGCAAAGAUUUAGAGGGAGAAAACAUUGAAAUUGUUUUUGCUAAGCCACCAGAUCAAAAAAGGAAAGAACGGAAAGCUCAGAGACAAGCGGCUAAAAAUCAGAUGUAUGAUGAUUACUACUAUUAUGGUCCACCUCAUAUGCCCCCUCCAACAAGAGGUCGAGGCCGAGGAGGUAGAGGUGGUUAUGGAUAUCCCCCAGACUAUUACGGAUAUGAAGAUUAUUAUGAUUAUUAUGGCUAUGACUACCAUAACUAUCGUGGUGGAUAUGAAGAUCCUUACUAUGGUUAUGAAGAUUUUCAAGUUGGAGCUAGAGGAAGGGGUGGUAGAGGAGCAAGGGGUGCUGCUCCAUCCAGAGGUCGCGGGGCUGCUCCUCCCCGUGGCAGAGCCGGUUAUGCACAGAGAGGUGGUCCUGGAUCAGCAAGAGGCGUUCGUGGUGCGAGAGGAGGUGCCCAGCAACAAAGAGGCCGCGGGCAGGGAAAAGGGGUCGAGGCCGGUCCUGACCUGUUACAAUGAAGACUGACUUGCUAUGUGGGAUUACACCAGAAGCUUGCAGUGGAGUAAUGGUAAGGAAAUCAAGCAACCUUAAGUAUCUCAGCUGUAUAGGAGCAUAUUCUGUUGCAAAAGACCUUCCUGCGAAGAUCAUGGAUUCAAUUAUGGGACAUUUGAACUAAUACUUGGACUUUGAAAUGAAUUUCUUUAACAGUUUUCUCUGCAGUGCAAGUUAUUAAACUAAAGCUACUCUAUUUCCCCAAUGUGUUCAACAAAAUCCUUAACUUCUAGCAUGGUAUCUUAAUAAAGAAUAAAGUUGUUCUUUAAAAAAUCUGCUUUAAGUAGAUUUUUCCCCCAAGUUUGCUUAGUUAAGGAUUCCAAAAGUGGUAUUCAGAAAUUCUUGCAUUUAAAUUUUUAUUGCAGUGGUAUAGAUGAAUACCAUCAUUGGUAUCCUUAAAUUUAAUUUCUGCUCAUGAAGGUUAAUCAUGAUUGUCUAUAUAGUAAUCACUUAUGAAUUGUGUUCAGAUACAGCAGUUUCAGGUGUAAUCAUCAGAGCUGGUUAGUCAGGCAUUCCAGAUAGUGGUUCUUUUCAGAACCUUUUUUAAAGGGUUGGUUAACUACCUCAGUAGCAGAGGAUUGAACUAUACCCUGUCUGUACUGUACAUAGAAAAUCUUUGUAGAUAAAAGCAAGGCUUGUUUAAUAUGAUAUGAGGGUAAGAUUAUAAUAUACCAAAUGUAACAUUCUUAGUUGCCUUUAGUUCCAGAGGCUUUGUAAUAAGACUUCCUCAUGACCAUCAUAACAGGCCUUGCUUUUGUCGUAUUUUGUGGCUGAAAAAGCAGCCUUGCUUCUUCAGAUAUUGUAGUUAUUUGGAUGUAUAAUAGUUUAGCAAGAUGUUACUUUUGUAAGACAUCAGAUGUUCAAAAAAGUGCAUCAGCAACUUGUACUAAAUACUGCAGUGUCCCUUUAUAAAAGGUCAGACUAAAACUGACAACUGUACAGUGAAGCCUGACAUUUGGAUAUUUUGAAGUUUUUCAUAAAUCAUAGAAUAGUAUAUGGCUGUAGUUUAGCUUUUUAGGUAAAAGGUAUGUUUUCAUUAGUGCAUUUCUUAUUGCUGAUCACUGUAAAAACAUGUCGAUCAGCUUUCCAUUUCUCUUACGCAGAUCAUGAUAACCUGUAGAGUAGAGUAGAGUACAAUCAUUUGUGCUAUGUUUUUAAUUUUCUAAAGCACCUUGAUGACAGUGAGUGUUCAGUGGUGAAGCAUCCUCUAUUGAACCACCCUUAAAAAACAAAAAAAAAAAAAAACAAAAAAAAACUUGCCAAGUCCAACUUCAUAUAGGUAAAAGAUAGAUAAAAUUAUGACUUGCUUUGGACUUGGCAUAAAGAGCUUCCCUUAAUCCCCUCCCCAAAGGGAUACUGCAGUUAUACUACAUACCCAUAGGCACCACAAUGAAAAUUGAAGCUUAUACCUAACUAAGGUUUUAUACACACCAGUUCCCCCAGUAAAUGCAAAUUUUAACAAAAUUAGACAUGUCAUAUGUUGAAAAUGCUCAUGGCAAACAAUCAUUUUGCAUUCCUGCAAAUAAAAUUGUUUUAUACUGUAAGCUGGAGGCGAGUGUAACUUAUUUUUGUAAUAAAGUUUUUAUUUUUUUUAUGUGUCAUUAAUAUAAAUGUGUGUUAGUACAGAGAUCUUCUGGUUAAAAACUUAGAAUCGCACACAUUUCAGUAUGUUUACUUGUAUUUACAUAAUUUUUAGACUAGUGGUUGCCAAUAGCCUGUAUGUUUCACAUUAAUGAUUUUUUUUUUUUUUUUUUUUUUUUUUUUUGCUAUCUUAAUAAACCAUUUUAGUAUGUUGUAUGUCAAUUACUGGGAUAGCUGGGACAUGAAGUGUAAUUUAAAAUUGUCAAGUAUUCAUUGGAAUAUGUAAAUGUGCCUUGCCAGUUUUGAACUUUAGACAAAGUAAGUGAAUGAUGGUGAAAUGAGUAGUCAAUGCUUAAGAGACAUUUGCUACUACAGUAUCAUAUACUGCCCUUGCUAAAGAAAAAUACCUUUUUCCUCAAUUUUGAGCAUAAAAAUAUACAGUUGCAUUAGCUUCUGAAUUUUAAAAUAUAGUGAUAGGAUAUUAGGCUUAUGGAAGGUGGGUUUGCUAAUUGUAGCCUUAAGUAUAAUUUUGAAUUUCAAUGUAAUCCUUGGUGCUGGCAUUCCCAGUGUCAAGGAGUUUAAAUGCUCCCUUCAAAGAGGUUGCCAUGCCUACUUGGCACUUUUACUGUCAUACGGUUUUAUAAGGAACACUGUCAAGGUGUGUAAACCAAUUUUGAACUUGUUAUAAAAAAGGAAAAAUGAAAUAACUGGGGGCCAUAGGAGAGGGGAAGUCUUCAGAUUUCUUAUUCUUGAAAUCUCCCCAUUGCUUAAAAAUAUAAAAUGCUUGUGGGAUCACAAGUGCUAGUGACCAGUUAUUAGCCUGGAAAUUGGGGGACAAGAUGGAGGGAGGGGAAUGUAUGGAAUUACAGCAGUUGAUGGAAGUGCAUAAAAACAUUGAUAUUAAAGUAAUAAAUGUGUUGAAAUUGUGGAUAAUAUCCUUAAUUUCAGCUCUGUUAAAAAAAGAAAAAAGGGCGGGACUUAAGGAGAAAUGUCAGAAUUGACAGGAAACUGUUUUUUAUGCAUUGCAAGCAAUGGUGAGUGAGCAAAAUACCAAGAUCUUGACAGUGUUCCCUCUAAUUAUGAACUCAAGCCAUUAUAACUUUUAAAAUUAAAUAUGAUUUGCACUGUUCUGA
Messenger RNA from Rhea pennata, 4534 nucleotides. It is a transcript of the gene SYNCRIP, whose product is annotated as synaptotagmin binding cytoplasmic RNA interacting protein. Gene Ontology annotation, biological process: CRD-mediated mRNA stabilization. NCBI's taxonomy places the organism in Eukaryota, Metazoa, Chordata, Aves, Rheiformes, Rheidae. The transcript has 12 exons. The record is from RefSeq and is a predicted model, not a curated record. Gene Ontology annotation, molecular function: mRNA 5'-UTR binding. Bases 98 to 1786 code for a protein of 562 amino acids. Gene Ontology annotation, cellular component: nucleus; ribonucleoprotein complex; CRD-mediated mRNA stability complex.